Molecule: messenger RNA, 4370 nt
Organism: Parnassius mnemosyne (clouded apollo)
Lineage: Eukaryota; Metazoa; Arthropoda; Insecta; Lepidoptera; Papilionidae
Source: the annotation of a GenBank genome assembly
GUGUCAGUUAAGUUUGUUUUUAGUUCACUUCAUUGAGUUCUAAAAUAAAUAUUUGUCAUAAACUUAUUUUUCUGUUUUCAGGUUUCUCCCAUGGAUAAGAGUUUUGAUUUGGUUUCUUUAAUGAAGAAUCAUGAGAAGAAGCACAAACACAAACCUACACAAAUUCUAAGCGUGGCUGGCGGGGUUCAAAAGCGUUUAGAAAAGAAUAUUAGUCACCGAAAAAGCAGUAGACUGUCGGUUUUUGACAGUAUAAGAAACUUGCCUAAAUGUGCAGUGCCUGACCCAAUAUCUGAGAGCCAGAAAAAGGUGGAACACAGAAGAAUGCAGUUGGAAAAAUGGAAGGAAGAAAAAGAGAAAAAAAAGAAAGAAGCUGCUGCACAGAAAAAGAAACCUUUUGUUGCUGGUAUUGCACACCAUCCAUUGAAAUAUGUUCCACCACCUCCACCUAGACCAAUGCCUAGUACAUCAGGAAGAGUUACUAGGUCUCAGUCUAUUAAAACUAAUAGUCAAAUUACACAGAAAAAAUCAAAAGCCUCUAAAUCAACCAAACAUUUUCAGUCAUUUGCACCAAGAAAUGCAUCGUUUAAACCUCCGGAACUAAAAACCAUAACAGAGCUUCCUACUUUAGCACGGGUACAAAAUAAGAAACAAAAGAUUGAUAUAACAUUUGAGCCAGUAGUACCAGAUGUUAGCCAAAAGAAGGCUUUAUUGAACUUAGAAAAAUCAAAUGGCUCAUUCACCAUAUCAGCCACUAUGUCUUCAAAGGUUAAUCCUCGCAGUAGGGUAAAAGUGAUUGAUAAAUCUGUGAAAGAUUCUAAAUCCUCAAUACAGAAAAAAACAUUACAUAGUAGCACCUCAAAUAGUGACAUGGAAUCAUUGUCUACAGAAAUAUUUCUUGAAAGUAAAAAUAAUACUCCAAGAAAAUCCAAACGCUCUCAAUAUAAAAAUAAUACACCCAAAAAUAGUAUACCAAAAAGUGAAUCAAGCUCAGAAGAAAGGCUUAGAUCUCCACAGUCUUCAAGCACAGAGCAACAAACACCUCUUAAGCCAUUACCAAAUACGCCGAUGACUCCAGAACAAAUAGCAGAAGAAGUUAAAAAAAUAAGUCCCUGUGUCACACUUUCUCGAGGGAAGGAUAAUGCUAGAAAAGAAAUGAAAAAGAAAAUGGAAGAAGGUUUGUUGGACGAUGUUAAUAGUGAUAUUGAAAGUGUGGAUUACUUUAGACGUCAACUAGACUCUGAAGUCAAGCGCAUUACACAGAUGUGUGACACUUGGGACAAGAUCUCUCAGCAAGUAAUUUUGUCUGAGUCUGCACAGGAGAUGGUGCUGGGCGCGGUGGGGCAGGCGCGGCUGCUGGUGUCGAAGAAGCUGGCGCAGUUCGGGUCGCUGGUGGCGGCCUGCGAGUGCCCCGACCCCACCGCUGGGCUCAUCACGCCCAGCGACCUCCACGGAUUUUGGGACAUGGUCUUUAUGCAGGUUGAAAAUGUGGACAUGCGCUUCAAAAAACUCGAAGAACUUCGCGCUAAUAACUGGGUUGAGGAAACCCCAGUGAAACAAAAGAAAAGAGCCCCCAAAGCAGCUAAAAAUAACAGCAAGCCUGCCGCAACCAGCCGCCUUCGUGAUCUUAUAGCUGCUGCAAGAAAAGCAAAGAAAGAUAAAGAUCCAGUAGUACCAGCAGAAGAUAAUCAAACAAACUCUGGGACAAAUGUUAAAACAUUCGAGGCAGGUUUCUUCUGCGUGCAGUCACCGGUCAAGUCACCCCUCGCUCCCAGUACACCUUCCAACAAACCCAGUUUGUUAAAGGCUGUGCUUUCUAGUGAGGCGAAAAAGGCUUCAGUUACUAAGAACACUACAUCAUUAGCAAUGCUGCGGGCAUCGAGCAUCGGCAGAGGUGUGGAAAAUAAUGAUACAGCAUUGGAGCAGUCCAAAGUGCCAGUAACUCCAAUAAAUCUAAAGGCGACACCAGCAAGAAGCAUUCUCAAGUCUACAAAUGUAGCAUCAACGAACAGGAAAUCGGGUAAGAAGUCCAUAAAAAUUGUACUGUUUAACGAUUCAGAUGGCGAUGCACAAGAAAAUAGGUUUUCACAAAACCCAGAGGAAAAUGAGAAAAUUGCAGAGGGCAAUACAGACAGCGGCCUGUCCUCAUUGGAUAUGGAGAAGGAAACGGAACAAAAUAAAGAGAAUGUGAAGCAAAAGUCAAAGCUGGUAAGGCAGAAUGCGUUCGAAGAUAGAAGUCCAGUUUUAACAAGAAGCAGACGUAAGAGCAUGAAUACACCACUGGUUGAUAUGUCCUGUGAAAAUUUAAAAGAUAGAAAAAGGUCAACAAGAACGGAAGUGGCAAAGGAAAACGAAGCAGAUGAGAAGAUCAAUCAAACACCAAAGCGUUCAACUAGAAGAAGGAAGAGCUCCGUUGCAAGUAACAUAGCUUGACACAAACACUUGUUCAUCGAAAUGUGAAUCUCUUAUCACCAAAGUGCCAUUUUGUCCUUUUAGAAAGCACUUUAAUUAGGACUGAAAUCUAUUGUAAUUAAAGUACUUUGAGAUGGGUUGAACAAAUUACUGCUUGUUUAUAUUGUUGUUUGUCUUAAAUUGAAGUUUUGUUUCUUCACAUGGAAGCGGUAAGUAGUUGGCACUGCAUGUCAAUUAAAUAGAAAAGUUAUGAGAAUAACAGUAAAUGAUGACAUUUCUAGUAGUCAAAUGGACAUCUUACUCGUAUAUUUUUAAAUAAUAAUGUAAUUUAGCUUAAAACAGAAAACCGACAAAGUUUUAAUGCACUAUAGUUAUUAAAUCCAAAUUAAAUAAGGUAACGACAGUAACAUAGGUCACAUAAAAUGUGUACAGAAUCAUAAUGAGAGUUAUAGUUUAGUUAUAGCUUGCGCAUAGUCGCGCAUGAAAGUUCUACUGAAUUUUUUUUAUUGGUUUUAUCCUAUGAAUAAAUUUUGUCUGAGGAUUGAAUGAUCGGUCCUUAGAAUAAGACUGAUAUUGAUAUUUGUCUAUUUAGAUGCAUUGACUUGAAAAUGUUUGAAUUUAGGACAACUAAAUUCCACACUAGUGAACAAACAAUACAUCCUUGGGCAUUGUUUAGGUAAUGUGUAUGCUUGGUACCUAUACAGGGUUAUUUUGCAAUAACCGACCAAAUUUGCAAAAAAGGUUCAGAAUAAGUAAUAUAAGCAAAUGGUGAAGAAAAAAUAAUUAAAUGAAAUCUCAAACAUUCUGUUAUUUUUAUUUCAAAAUGCGUGGUAAUGCAGUAUUUGAACUGAUUUUACUGCGCACGCACACAUUUGUAAGGGUCGAUCGGUAGGCAAAAACGUUGUUGCCCAUAAAUCACAUUUAUUUUGGGAUAGUUUCAAAUAAAAGUAGAAGCCUUGUUUACUCGUAUUUUUAAAAACUGCAAUAACGGUAUAUCAUUGUUCAUUAAUAUUUUUGAACUUCAGUUUAUAAGAAAAUAAUCCUGUAUAAGAGAGUAAAUUAGUUGUUAAAUAAAAACGCAAGUUGAGAAGCCCUACAUUGUACUAUUUUAACAAAAUACAGUAGAGGUUUUAAUGAGAAUGUUUUCAAAAUUAACGACUAGUUUUGUUAGGUAUUUCUGUUAUGCUAAUUUCGUUUUAUAAUAUCACGUUUUUAAACGGAAACUUACCGCAAGCAGAGUACGGUGCCUGUUUUAUCUUUCAAAUAAAAGGAUUGUUUGAUUAUUUGCCUUAGUUGGCCCCGCUUAACAGCCGGGUUGGCAGAAUCAUUUUUUUUAUUAUUUUGAAGUCUUAUUAGAUGUUGAAGAUGUUACUGGUCAUUCCCUGUUUGGUUUCCUCCUGUCGCCCCUUAUGAUACCCUCCCGACGAUAUGGGGUAGUGGAUAUUCUUACAGCACUACAUGGUAAUCUACAUACGCAAGUAUUAUACUUGUCUAAUAAACAAGGUUCUGGGUAAUAAAUAUUUUAAACUACUUAUUUUAUUUCGUUAUUUCACACCCCAAUCACAAGCUACUUUUAUUACAGUAGGAAUUAGCGUAAGUUGGCAUAUUCGGAGGGGUUUGAAUGAAUAAACACGUGUGCGGUUAUAAAUUAAUUAUAACCUAAAAACCUAUGUAGAAAAUAUUGUAUUGUUAAAUAUAGUUUUAGAGUACUUUUCUAGGGUAUACUAUUUAUUAAAAUAAGUUUUGUAUCUGUGAGGACAGAAGCUGUUUUUAUAUUUACGUAUCAAUUUUAACUGGUGUAUGUUUGCUUGCUUGUUUGUUUUGCCGGUGAUGUGGGCCUACGUUAGACCAUUAAUUUGUUUUGUCGAAUUCUACCAGAUUGUAUUGUUUAAUAUUUUAUUUUAUUCCAUGUAUCACAUAAUUAUGUAAUGUAAAUUGCAUUCGAGACAAUAGUUGUAACG